AUGAGCAAAAAAUCUAUACAGUAUUAUUUUCCCAGUAAAUGCCGUCUAUCUCUGUCCAUCUGUCUAGAGCCGCCCUGUCGUAAAUCUAUCUAUCUAUCUAUCUAUCUAUCUAUCUAUCUAUCUAUCUAUCUAUCUUACAUUCUAUGUAUCGGCCGGUUCAUAUCUAUCUACCUAUCUAUCUAUCUAUCUAUCACUCAUAUUCUAUUGAAAGAUAAUCGAUAUAUCAGUCGACUCCUAUCUAUCUAUCUAUCUAUCUAUCUCAUUUUAUACAAAGACAAACUUCGGUUCCUAUCUAUCUAUCUAUCUAUCUAUCUAUCUAUCUAUAAGAUUGUCCGACAGUCAUGUAAUGAGCAAUGUGACGCGGCAUUGGCCAAAAUGAAGGCAAAAACUCCAGCAGAUUAUGGUCACUUCCGGCACCUGGAUGUUCUUUCGACUUCUCCCUACAUAUAUUUUGUUCAUUUUUAUUUUUCUUUCUUUCUUCUUUCUUUCUUUCUUUUUUUCUUUGUCUUUUCCUUUCGUCACCAUUUUAUUUCUUUUUUUAUAUUUCAAGGAGUUUCUAUAAUUCCAUUCUUUCUUUCUUGUCUUCUUUCUUUCUUUGUUUCUUGUUUUCUUUAUUUGUUGCCUUUUUUGCUAUCGUCAGCAUUUUUUCGUUUCUUUUUCUUCCUUUUAGUCAUUCUUUCUUUUUGUAGUCAGUUCUUUCUUUCUUUCUUUCUUUCUUUCUUUCUUUCUUUUGUUUUGCUAUCAUCAGCAUUUUCUUGUUUCUUUUUCUACCUUUUAGUCAUUCUUUCUUUUUGUAGUCAGUUCUUUCUUUCUUUCUACCUUCCUUACUUAUUUCUUUCUUUCUUUCUUUCUUUCUUUCUUGUUUCUUUCUUUCUUUCUACCUUCCUUACUUAUUUCUUUUCUUUCUUUCUUUCUUUCUUUCUUUUUUUCUUUCUUUCUUUCUUUCUUUCAUGUGUUUUUGCUAUCGUCAGCAUUUUCUUGUUUCUUUUUCUACCUUUUAGCCGCUUCUUUAUAAAGUCAUUUCUAUCUAAAUUUCCUCUUUAUCACUCUCUCUCUAUCUCUUUAUCUUCAGGUAUCUUUUGCAUUUUCUCGUUACAUUUUCCAUCCUUAAACAUUUAUCUAUUUAGACUUUUGUUCUCUUUUUUGUCAUUUCAUUCUUUCCUUCUUAGUCUUUUGCUAUUUUUAGCCAUCUAUUUCUUUUAUCUAUCUAUCUAUCUAUCUAUCUAUCUAUCUAUCUACUUCUUUGUAUUUGUCCUUUUCUCCUUUCUUUUUGUAUUUUCUUAUUAUGCUAACUCUUCCUUUAUCCUUAUUUUCAAAAAUCCAUUUUUUUUCUUUUUCCUUUUCUUUUAUCUUUUUUUUUCUAUAUUAAUUUUCUGCUAUCUAUCUUUUUUUUUUUUUUUCUUUUUUCUUUCUUUCUUUCCUUCUUUCGCUCUUUCUUAUCUUUAUUUUUAUUUUUCUUUCUUUCUUCUUUCUUUCUUUUUUUCUUUGUCUUUUCCUUUCGUCACCAUUUUAUUUCUUUUUAUAUUUCAAGGAGGUACUUCAUUCUUGCUUUCUUUUCGUCAAUUUUCCCUUAAGUUUCAAAAAUUCCAUUCUUUCUUUCUUGUCUUCUUUCUUUCUUUCUUUCUUUCUUUCUUUCUUUCUUUCUUGUCUUCUUUCUUUCUUUCUUUCUUUUUUCUUUUCUUGUCUUCUUUCUUUUUUCUUUCUUGUCUUCUUUCUUUCUUUCUUGUCUUCUUUUUCUUUCUUUCUUGUCUUCUUUCUUUUCUUUCUUGUCAACUUUUUCUUUGUUUUUCUUUCUUCUUUCUUUCUUGUCUUCUUUCUUUCUUUCUUGUCUUCUUUCUUUCUUGUCUUCUUUCUUUCUUUCUUUCUUUCUUCUUUCUUUCUUUCUUUCUUUCUUGUCUUCUUUCUUUCUUCUUUCUUUCUUUCUUGUCUUCUUUCUUUCUUUCUUUCUUGUCUUCUUUCUUUCUUUCUUGUCUUCUUUCUUUCUUUCUUUCUUGUCUUCUUUCUUUCUUUUCUUUCUUUCUUUCUUUCUUUCUUUCUUUCUUGUCUUCUUUCUUUUCUUUCUUCUUUUCUUUCUUUCUUUCUUGUCUUCUUUCUUUCUUUCUUUCUUGUCUUCUUUCGCUCUUUCUUUCUUGUCUUCUUUCGCUCUUUCUUUCGCUCUUUCUUAUCUUUUGCUUUCGUUGCCAUUUUCUUUCCUUUUCUAACCCCCGCCCGUGUUCAUAUGUUUAUAGUACCCCACUGUGUUCAUGUGCUGAUAGCACUCUUCUGUUUUCAUGUGUUUAUAUUACCCCUUUGUGUUCAUAUGUUUAUAGUACCGCUCUGUAUUCAUGUGCUGAUAGCACUCUUCUGUGUUCUUGUGUUUAUAGUACCCCUUUUUGUUCAUAUGUUUAUAGUAACCCUCUGUAUUCAAAUGUUGAUAGCACUCUUCUGUUACCCCUCUGUAGUCAUGUGUUGAUAGUACGCCGCUGUGUUCAUGUAUUCAUAGUACCUCUCUGUGUUCUGUCAUAUGCCCCAGUCGACAAAUGUGUUUAUAGGGCGAUUAUGAGCCGAUUAGGAGAUAUAUACACUCUCACACCCGUGGAGAGAUACAAGCUAUCUCUCUCAGAUCGUGAGAGUGGACAAUUGAGGUAUACACUUUCGUCCUCUCUUUGUUUCGCCUUUUUCUUUUCUUCCUUUUCUUCUGUCGACAGCUCGAAUUCCAACCCGACUUACUGCAACAGGGAUGUACACUUUCUUCCUCUCUUUGGUUUUCUUCUUUCUUUCCUUCUUCUUCUUUACACAAUUCAGCUUAUAACAGAGGUAUACACUUUCUUCUCUGUUUUCCCUUUUCUUUCUUUGCACAAUUCAACUUGUAACAGAGGUAUACUUUCUUCUCUGGUUUUUCCUUUUUCUUUUCUUCCUCUCUCUAGAUAUCCCUUUUCUUUUCUUUACACAAUUCAACUUGUAACAGAGGUAUACUUUCUUCCUCUCUCUGGAUAUCCGUUUUCUUUUCUUUACACAAUUCAACUUGGGAUUAUCGAACAGGAAUACUUCUUGUCCGGAGUUGCCUGGAUUGAACUGGAUAAGUUUCAUUACUAUCAAAUGCGUCUUAUCUUUCCGUUCAUAAACUAG
This is a messenger RNA of Acanthosepion pharaonis, 3108 nucleotides long. The record is from the annotation of a GenBank genome assembly. Lineage: Eukaryota; Metazoa; Mollusca; Cephalopoda; Sepiida; Sepiidae.